GUGUUAGGAUGCAAUAAAUCAGCUUUAACGACACAACUUGACAUACUGGUUUUAAUGUGAGGUGUAUCAUUAAAAACGAAACUUAAUUACACAUUACGUGGACUUUAACACCGGGCUGUUACAUUUUAAACCACUGCACGGAGAGUAGCUAGCUAAAACAAGCCACGCACUGACAGCAGGUCGGCUGGCAGCAGCAGCAGAAACCCUGCGUGUUGUGUCCACUGCUCUGCCCUCUUCACACUAUUCGGUGAGACAGGACGGAUUGCAGUGAAAGAAAAGAAAGAGAAGAGGAGAACAAGGCGAUGACAGCACUACCAGACACAGAAGAUGCCAGUGAGACAGACCUUGCCAAGCACGACGAGGAUGACUAUGUUGAAAUCAAAGAGCAAAUGUACCAAGACAAACUGGCCUCCCUGAAAAGACAGUUGCAGCAGUUGCAAGAAGGCACCCUACAAGAGUAUCAGAAGAGGAUGAAGAAGCUGGACCAGCAGUACAAAGAGAGGCUCCGAAAUGCUGAUCUCUUUCUCCAGCUUGAGACGGAGCAGGUGGAGAGAAACUAUAUCAAGGAGAAGAAGGCGGCGGUGAAGGAGUUUGACGAUAAAAAGGUUGAACUGAAGGAAAACUUAAUCGCAGAGCUGGAGGAGAAGAAGAAGAUGAUCGAGAACGAGAAAUUAACAAUGGAGCUGACAGGCGAUUCAAUGGAAGUAAAACCUAUCAUGACUCGGAAGCUGAGGAGACGGCCAAAUGAUCCAGUCCCUAUACCCGACAAACGGAGAAAACCAGCACCAGCUCAGCUAAAUUAUUUGCUAACAGAUGAUCAGAUAAUGGAGGAUCUAAGAACACUUAAUAAGCUUAAGUCACCAAAACGACCAGGGUUUCCAGGAAAGCAGGAGAAACUUCAAGACGUCUCCUUAUUUAAAAUGUCCCCGUCGUCUCCAGAGCACGUCCCCGCUGCUCCCAUGGAGAGUCCCUCACAGCGUUACGAGGCCCGCAUCGAGGAGGGGAAACUUUACUACGACAAAAGAUGGUACCACAAGAGCCAGGCCAUCUACCUGGAGUCUAAGGACAACACAAAGAUUAGCUGUGUCAUCAGCUCAGUGGGGACCAAUGAGAUUUGGGUGAGGAAGACGAGCGACAGUACAAAGAUGAGGAUUUACCUGGGACAGCUGCAGAGGGGAGCGUUUGUCAUCCGCCGACGGUCGGCUGCGUGAAACAUUACCCCGCCCCUCUCCACCCAACCUCCAUCUGUUCAUUUAUCCAUCCAUCCAUCCAUCCAUCCACCUUGUUCAUUCCCUGUUUCUAUAUUCGGUGCUCCUAAGUUGAGUUUGACACAGGGCCUCUUAUUCUUCAUCAUACACAUCGCUCCUCCUCAAAAACAAACACACAAACACACUCAUCAGAUUUAAUCACUUUCCCCACAUAAAUCAACUACAACUGCUUUCCCGUAUUAUUUGUCACUAUGUGGCGUGUGUGUGAAGGCAGUUAGGGGUAAUAAUAGAGCCAGCUUUGAUUCUUUGUCUCAGACUGUCAAAACAAGUCUUUCUCCACCAUGCAGUCUUAUUUACAUUUAUCAUUAAGUUAUUUUUUCUUGAACAGCUCCACGUUGACUCUCAGAAAACUGUCUUCAAACUGACUCACUGGUAAGAAAACAGAUGAGAGUUAGCUGCAGGUGUGGCUGUACUUCAUUAACCCUGCCACUGAAAAAGUUUCCUGCCACUUUGCACUGUCAGAAAGAAACGGAGGCCGCUUGCUGUACUGAUGGUUUGUCCUCUUGAUUUGUUCAAAAGUCCUAUGUGUGAAUUUUUUUUUGUUUGGAAAAGAGUGUAUUUUGAGGAUUUUGCUGUUUUAUGUGCUCCUCUCCAUAUGUGACUGAUCGGAAGUUCAACUGUAUUUGCAUGUGGAGCGUUAAGUUGAUUUGUACCCUGUUUCAUUUUAUUAAAAUAUUUUCUUUGUUUUAAUAAA
Messenger RNA from Notolabrus celidotus (New Zealand spotty), 1962 nucleotides. It is a transcript of the gene suds3, whose product is annotated as SDS3 homolog, SIN3A corepressor complex component. The record is from RefSeq and is a predicted model, not a curated record. Gene Ontology annotation, cellular component: Sin3-type complex. NCBI's taxonomy places the organism in Eukaryota, Metazoa, Chordata, Actinopteri, Labriformes, Labridae. The transcript has 13 exons. The coding region runs from base 303 to 1211 and encodes 302 amino acids. Gene Ontology annotation, biological process: negative regulation of transcription by RNA polymerase II. Gene Ontology annotation, molecular function: histone deacetylase binding.